GAGAUAUGUUGAAUAGGAAAUUCGUUUACGAUUAUUAUAAUAUACUGGAUUGAUAGGAUAGGUUGCAUCUCCGAGGAAGCCACUUAUACAGCUAUGAAUUUCGACGACUUGUCGUUCUUCUUACCGACAAUUCUCGCUGCUAUACUUUACUAGAGAAUACUUGCAAGACAUUACUAUAUCGGGAACACCGUGUCGACUGAAAAUAAUUUUGAGUUCGUUGAUGACGUGAUCAGACGUUAAUGAACUUAAUUGCGCAACUUCGACAUAUUUCCUGUAAUAAUCUACUACAACUAAGUAUUUGUUUCUAUGGAAAGGAAAUAUAUCUACACCUAGUUUCGACCACGCUCUGUUCGGCACGCUGUGAGGAAUUAAGGCUCUCUUUUGAGUGGAGUAUGCCAUUGGAAAUCACUGGUCAAAUUCCUAGUAAUAAACAGGAUGUCUUCCUAAACCUUGACGUUAGCGGAAUCAUCGAUUGUACCCAAGGAGUUAUAACACAUUUAGCAAUUUAAUUGUGCGAGUUUGAUUCACAAAUAGAUUAUUAUUUAGGAAGAAAUAAUAUUGUAAUGAAACACAGUCAGUGACAAAAACUGAUGUUGUAGUUAAUUAACAAUGAAUUCUUCUUAUGAAUUCGCUUACUGCAGAUUUUGUGCUGAAAUUAAACCAUUCGAUGAUUUAUUAGAUUUAGAAGAAAAUCCACAAGAUAUAAAGGAUUGUAUAGAAAGAGUGAACUUAUUGAAAAUUGAUUUUGUUAAUAUUUUGUCUUGCAAAUUACCGAAAGUGAUAUGUGAGCCGUGUUAUAAUGAUUUAUACGAUGCUUCUCUGUUUAUUAGCAAAGUGAAAGAAGCACAAAUAAUUAUAAAUGACUUGAUUGAUACAAAAUCUGAGAUCGAAAGUCAAGAACAUAAAUUCGACAUUGGAGAAGCGCAAUCUGGCACUGGUAAUAUAGAGGAUCCUGACAUUGAAAAAAAUUAUAUAGAAAUAGGUGAAACAAAAAUUAAGUCUGAGAAAGAUCCAUUACAUAUUGAUGACAAUGCUAUAGAAGACUUAACCACUUUAGUAGAUUCUUCAGAGGCGAGAGAAGAUACAGUCAAGGAAGAAAUAGCUACUUGUGGUAUUAUUAAAAAUUAUAACAAUUCGCUAGAGACGCUACAAUGUAUUGAUAGAAACAUUCAUGACAGUAAUGAUUUAGUAGAUAAAGGACUAUUAGAAAAUAUCACAGAUAUUGGUGUCUCGAAUAACCCAUGCCCACGUUUAAAGGUUCGCCUGGAAUGUAUUUUGAAGGAUAACGAAAUUCAAGAUAGUGUAGGAUCAAAUGACAAUAAUUUUAAACCAAUUUGGUCAAGUCCAAAAACUGUUGAUGGACAUGAAGAAAAUAUUGCAGAACCUGUGAAUUAUUUUAAUGAUAUUUCAUAUCAUGUGAAUGCAUCUAAUACCUUGAAAGGCCUGUUAACUCUUUCUGACGAGUCAACUCUUUACUCCCCAAAUUCAUUCCAACGUGUAACUCAUGGUGAUAUUGAAAAUAUUUCUGAAAAUUUUCUUCCAAAGGAGAGACAGAUGAAUAAUAACAAUAAUAAUGAUGAUUACUUAAAAGGAACACUAAGUAAAGCUAUCCAAAAUUAUGAUCAAAACAUAUUUGCAGACUUAAAUGAAAAGGAUAAAAAUGCAGACAAUGUUGUCCAAGACAAUCAGUUACAUUUACCAGACAAUAUAUCCUGGUCUGAGUACAUGUGGUUGUGUCAGCACUGCGACACUGACUACAAAUCUAUGAGAGUUGUAAGGGAGCACAGCAAGCUGGUACAUAACAAAUGCUGUGCUUUCAAAUGUAUUGAUUGUCCGGAUCUCUUUAUAUCGUUCAUCUCAUUUGUUGAACACGUUAGGCAACAUAGAAAGAGUUUGAGGCUUUAUUGCCCAUUCUGCAAUGAAAAAUUUUCCACUCCGGAAGAAUGUGCCAACCACUCUUACAAUCACUGGGUUACCAGCAAAGCAUGUGACAGAUGUGGGGAGCUAUUGACAAACACAGAAGAGCUAAUGAAACACAAUAAACAACAUAGAGAGGCUUUUUACCUUAAUAAAUACGCAAAAACGACAACACCAUGCGUCCCUAAAGAUGAAUCAUUUACUUGGGAUAAUUAUGAAAUGGCUUGUCAGGUAAGAUUGCAGGUACAGGAAAUAGGUUUUUUUUUAUUUAAAGGAAAUUGUCACAACCUUAAAAUAGGUGAGGUGAGUGAUAAAGAGACCCGACCUCCACAUAUAUAAACGAGAAUUUACACAAAUUGUAAUACAGGGGGCCUACUAUGAGCUUAUAACCAACUUACAACUUACAACCAUGCAAUUCACUUGAAGUGGUAAAACUGAAUUGCUUAAAUUCGUAUCAUGAC
This is a messenger RNA of Hyposmocoma kahamanoa, 2378 nucleotides long. RefSeq lists its product as uncharacterized. NCBI's taxonomy places the organism in Eukaryota, Metazoa, Arthropoda, Insecta, Lepidoptera, Cosmopterigidae. The record is from RefSeq and is a predicted model, not a curated record. The transcript is spliced from 4 exons. Gene Ontology annotation, biological process: regulation of transcription by RNA polymerase II. Bases 610 to 2256 code for a protein of 548 amino acids. Gene Ontology annotation, cellular component: nucleus. Gene Ontology annotation, molecular function: zinc ion binding; RNA polymerase II transcription regulatory region sequence-specific DNA binding; DNA-binding transcription factor activity, RNA polymerase II-specific.